UGGCAUGUUCAAGGCGAGGACUUUAGCCGCUAGGCCACGAUGCCAGGCCCAGGAUCGCCUGUUUUUUAAGUCCUGGGUGCACACCGAAUUCCAACUUCCUGUUCAUGCUCUCUCUGGAAGGCAACAAAGAAUAACUCCCAAUGGUGGGUGCUUGACCCCCUCAGGAUAAGACUGAAUUGCAAUCCCAGUUCUUGAUCUUGUUUAACUCAGCGUUGGUUAUCGUAGGCAUUUGGUGAAUGGACUAGCUGCUUAGGAGUCUGUCUGCCAUUCUGUUGUCUCCCCACCUCUCAAAUAAAUUGAAAAAAAAAAGUAAAGAUAGACUGAUAGUUCACAUUUUUUAAAACUUACCAGGAUUUUUUAGGUCCAAUUAACUUGCCUUUGAAUUAACCACCUUCCCAUUUUUAAAAGAAACAAUCAAUUUAAGUCGUUGUUUGUUGGGUACCUGCCAUGUACCAGAGAUUUUUUGGGUAUUAACGUUAAUGAAAAUGACAGUAGUGUACAAGAUACAGCCCACCACAUAAUGUCUAUCAACAGAAAAAUUACAAUAUGUUGUUAUAGACCUAGAUUUAGUAAGGAGGUAUUCAGGGAACACACUGGGAAGAAAAAGGUUUGAUCUAGAAGGUUUCUGAAGGCUGGUCAUCUCUGAAUAGGUUUCUAGGAAACAUGUAGGAAUUUUAUGUUUUUCUCAUAGGAAAGUUAGAGAAGCAUAUAAUGUUCUGGUAAAGGAGAGAAGAUGGGUCAAGGAUUAGGGUUGAGACUGGCCAUGCCUAGAUAAGAACAUACAACUUGGUGCUGAUCAACAGUUGCUGCUGAGGCCAAAUGGUGGAGAGUCUGUCCUAGCAGGCUUCAGUAGGCAUGAUUUUACUUUACUGUGAGGUCACAAAGAAGGAUGAGGUAAGUGAUGAUACUUGAAUUAAAUCACAAAGGAUACCUGUGACUUUCAUUUUUAAGGCAGGCCACAGUUUAGCUGGAUAGGAGGAGAUGAAUUAUAACAAAGAUGUGCGUAGGCAAAAGCUGUGUUUAUUUGGGAAAGAAAUUUGAAAUACCUGCAGAAUGCACCUGGGGGUAUUAGGGGCACCAGUUUGAGAAGAAAUUGAAACAUUAAAGGUUUUUGAGGGCUCUGCUAGUGCAACAGCGUCUCCUCCAGUCUCUACACCUGUCACAGGACACAAGAGAAUGGUCAUCCCAAACCAGCCACCUCUAACUGCAACUAAAAAGUCUGCAAUGAAACCACAGCCUGGCCCCCAAGCUGGGCCCAUCCCUGUGACUCCAAUAGGACCACUCAAACCCCAGCCUCAGCCUGUUCCAGCCUCGUACACCACAGCCUGUACCCCUACAAGGCCCACCUUUAAUGUGCAAGUUAAGUCGGCUCAGCCCAGCCCUCAUUACAUGGCUGGCCCUUCCUCAGCACAAAUGUAUUGCCCAGGACCCCAUGGUUGCAGCAUACCACCAGUUCAUGUCUCUGGGCCACCUCCUUCAACCCGGCCUGGUACAGAUUAUGCGUAUAUUCCACCACCUGUGAUUCAACCUGAACCUGGAUAUGGGUAUACCCCCAACCAAGGACGCUAUUAUGAGCCCUAUUGUGCAGCAGGGCCUUCCUAUGGAGGCAGAAAUGAGAGUAAUCCUGCCUAUGGGCAACAGGGACACCCAGGCACCUGGAAGAGGGAACCAGCAUACAAUCCUCCUGUAGCAGGGAGCCAAAACCCUACUAGCUUAUACGCAACCACUGGUCCCAAGAAGACCUAUAUUGUGGAUCCUGUUUCCACUCCUGGUGCACCACCACUGCAACCAAAGGGAGGACACUCAGUUUCAAUGGGGCCUGCAUCUGCCCCCACUUCAUUUCGUCCUGAGGAUGAGCUUGAGCACCUGACCAAGAAGAUGCUGUAUGACAUGGACAAUCCGCCUUCCGAGGAAUACUUUGGCCGCUGUGCUCGUUGUGGUGAAAAUGUAGUUGGGGAAGGUACAGGAUGUACCGCCAUGGAUCAGGUCUUCCAUGUGGAUUGUUUUACCUGCAUCACCUGCAACAACAAGCUCCGGGGCCAGCCCUUCUAUGCUGUGGAAAAGAAAGCUUACUGCGAGCCUUGCUACAUCAACACGCUGGAACGGUGCAACGUGUGCUCCAAGCCCAUCAUGGAGCGUAUUCUUCGUGCCACUGGGAAGGCCUAUCACCCUCACUGCUUCACCUGCGUGAUGUGCCAUCGCAGCCUGGAUGGGAUCCCCUUUACUGUGGAUGCUGGCGGGCUCAUUCAUUGCAUCGAGGACUUCCACAAGAAAUUUGCUCCCCGAUGUUCUGUGUGCAAGGAGCCUAUUAUGCCGGCUCCUGGCCAGGAGGAGACCGUCCGCAUUGUGGCUCUAGAUCGUGACUUCCAUGUCCAGUGCUACCGCUGUGAGGAUUGUGGUGGUCUUCUGUCGGAAGGUGAUAAUCAAGGCUGCUACCCGCUGGAUGGGCACAUCCUCUGCAAGAGCUGCAACACAGCCCGCAUCCGAGUGCUGACUGCCAAGGCAAGCACCGACCUCUAGAUUCGGUCACCUGUGUAGCUGGUUGGUGGAUGGCGCUGAGAAGAGUGAAACACAAGGGAAACCAUUAGGAAAAAUAGAGGAAAUGCAAUCAUCUGUGGGGUGGUCUCAGUUCUUUAACUGCUGUUAAUUUUUCUUUAGAAACACAUAGUGGAUAAGAUUUUUUUUUUCACUUCCCACCAAAAUAACACAUUUCACAUUUAAUCAUGCCAGCCCUCUGUGGGCCUUUGUUCCAAGUACUUACACAUUUUUGCACGGAUUAUGCUCCAUCCCAUUCACUUCUGCAUUCCUGUAACUUUUAAUCCCCAUGUUUGUCUCACUUUUCAUCUGGUUGAAUGGCUUUUUUUAGUGUGGUAUUUGCUGUCACACAGUUUUUCCUGGGUGAGGCUGCCAAAUCACAGGUGAUUUUCAGGUUUAAAGUCUCCAUCCUAUCACUUCCACAUUGCCUGUAAUUAGAAAGGUUAGCCAUUCUUUUGCCACGGAUUUAAAAUACAGACUUUUUGCUGUUGCUGCAUGACACUCAUGUCUCUUGGGGUGAGAUUCGGUGCAGUGGGAAGAAUGUAUAAUGUCAAUAUUGGUCUCUAAAGGACUAAAGUUUCAAAAAGCAUAAGUUGAAGCACGCCAAAACUUGCAGCCAUUGAAAUUUAAAGUCUCUAGCAGCCAAUGGUCAGAACUCAUUGAAAACAAUUAUUGGCCUAUGGUUAAUGAGCAGUUGAACUUCAAACUUUUCCUAAAGACAUGAAAUUUGGUAUCCUGGGAGAAGCAAUUGGCCAGGGAGAUGGGGUGGGUUAUGUCUGAAAAGUCCUUUAUUCCACAGCAUCAUCAUAAGGUUUUCCUUUUCAAUGCCACCACAUAAUACAAUCAUGGUUUUCUCUAGAAUGAAACAUUUACAGUACUGUCCCACUUUUCAUCUUAGAAAGAUGAGUACUGUCAUGGUGUUUCCAAUAUCCAAACACAUCUUCCAAAAUUGGCGUAUUUUUCUCUAGAGAAAGAUGUAAAGAAUAGUUCAAAUUCCUUUUUGCCUCCAGACCCAGGCCCAUUUUUGUCUGACAUUUGCAAAUCAGGAAAUAAGAUUGUGAAGCUUUGUCUAGUUGACUUUAAAAAAGAAAUCUUAAAAAGAUUGUGAAACCACAGUUUCAUUAUUAUCCUAAUCCUUCUGCAACUCAAAUUACAUAUUGCAGGAGACAUUUUCAUAUCAUCGACGUGACAUUUAUACCACACUUUCAAAGAUAAUCACAGGGAAAAAAAAUUGUCUUUCUGAGCUAAAAAUAUGCAGUCUCUGCCUAGAAUCCUUAUUCAAAUUCUUAUUAGCCAGUGGAACACUUGCAUGCCAACUGCAGAGCCAUAUUUAUUAAGUUCUAGCAUGUUUCAUUUGAGAGCCACCUAGCUUAGUAGUGGCAAGUUGUUAUUUUGUCAACUAAGUAUUUUGUAUUGAGAUUUCUUAAACCUUUCUUCAGAUUUUCCACAAGUAUAUACUUUUAAAUUAUGGAGUAUUUUAAAUAUGAAAAAGGUAUAAAUAAUAUAAUAAAUUCCUAUAUGCCGAACACCUACUUUAAGAAAUCAGAUAUAACAUAUAAUUACAUUCCCCUGUAUCCCCUUUCCUUAUUCCACAAAUAGCUUUUCAUAAUUUCGAACUGAUAGAUUCUAGUCUGAUUUUUAACCUUUAACAUCCAGAAUGGUAAUGAACAAUUAUUUGUGCAUUUUUUUUAUCACAACCCUUGCCUCAGGAGUUCUGAUUAUUUUACUUGAAUAGAAAUAAUAAAAGUGUUUUAACAAAAAAAAAAGAAACAAAAACAAAAAAAAAAACAAACAAAACAAGAACAAAUUCUGAAGCCUGUGGUCACUGUGGAGCUCAGUCAUCUUCACUACUGAUGGCAUAUUUGCUUGUGUCAAUCACCAGCCUUGUGUUCAGACCAUAAACGUGACACCUUCUCCGAGCUGCUUUGACCACUGUGCUCUUCUUACCUUGCUUCCAUUAUGCUUGAGCUCACAAUGUGAAAUAUAGUGAGACUCAUGCAGGGCAGCAUGUUAGUUGUAGGAUAAAAUGCCAAGUGUGCCUUUGAAUUGCUGUCUUCCAAAUUAAACACCAGACAAUCCCGACGGCCUCAGAGCGCACUGACUGUUAGACAACUGGGGUGAUCUGCUUGAGCUGAUUUGUUGGCUUGUUUUCUGUUCCAUACUUUGUCUUUAGGCCAAAAGCAGAGAGUCCAAUUUAUUGAGAGAUUUUAUCUUGGGAAAUACCAUCACAUUAUUGUAAAUUUUGCCAAAAGGCGAAGACUGAAAUAUUUAUGCUAUAAAAAUGCAAUAACAGCCUACUUUUUCAUAUACUUAAGUCUUUAUGUAACCAAAUGUUUACAUGCCAAAAGGAAAUUAUAAGAAAAUAGUGUCACAAGCCCAUCAAUGUGACAUUGCUAGCACAAUACUGCUUCUUUAUAAAUUUUUAUAGUAUAUUCUUGUCACAUAACCUCAGAGUAUCUUUACCAAAGAUUUUUAAACAAAAUUUCUUUUUAAUAUAGACAUACUUUUAUAAUAAUGAAUGUGCACACAUCCUUUUGCAGAAAUAUUUAGCUUUAGAUUUUUUUCUUUCACUAGAUAUAGUAAGGAAGGGAUCCUACCAUAUUUUAUCCUGAUAUCUUAAAUAUAUGAUUCAUGUUACUUUUCUAUUAAUCAUUUGAUUUAAACAAUGCCAAGUCACUCUGAACUGUUUUAGUUGCAUGAAAUGUUGCCUAUAACAGAUACAAAGAUAUUACCUUAUCAUUAAACUAUACUAUCUUGUUUAUUAUUGUUUAAAUACAUAGAUAAGAGGAAAAAGCAAAAAUCUAUAACAAAGUUCAUAAAAAUGUGUACAUUUCUUAAAAACUGUCAGCUGCACAAGUAUUUGAUAAUCCUCUGUCACAUGGGAAACAUGGAAAAGGAAAACCACUCACCCUGUCAUGGGUUCUGCAACUCACUUCAAAAUGAAAUUUUAUGAAUGUUUGGAUCCCAGCACAGACUGACUCAAGAUCAAGUUUCAUCAGCAACAGACAAAAUGAGCUUUGAAAAUCAAAACUAUCUGCUUCUCACCAUAAGGCAUCAAGGUUGCAAGAUGCUGACCUUUGUGCAGAUCCAUGACGUGGGUUGUUUUCCUUGUUAAUGCCUUCUUGGCACUAUAGAAGCCAUUGACGGUGUUUGGGGUAUGCUGAUCGCUGAGAUGGGCUUACCAACAUUAUGAUUAUUUUCUGUGAAAGAUUUUGUAAAGAUGUUUAUGACAACAUUUGCAGGAUAACAAGCCCAACUGCAUUGUGUUAAGUAUUUGAUAUUCUGAUCCAAAGAGAUAAACAAUUCUUUUUCAAUGGAGCAAUAGUCGAGAGUUGAUGGACACAGAGAGGACUGAAAACACAAAUUCCAAUCAUCUUCCUCAUUAGCAAAAAUCCUAGUAAUGUGAACCAGCCAAGGACAGCAGUGUUAUUUCUAUUUGAUAUGGUUUGGGCUUCUCCUGUCAAAUCUGUGUCGGCUGCCCCCUGAUCCUUCCAUUCUCAAGUUUUGAAGGGUGUUGGGGAAAUGAUAGCAGCUGUUAGGGAUAUCAGGGAAACACUGAUACAACCUCACAGCCUCUUACCAUUCCUCUUGGCUUGGAAAGGCUUCUUCUUCAUAUACAUUUCCAGAAAUAUUGCUAUUCUACCUUAGUAUUUCACAUUUGUAGUUUAAACAAGUGAUUGUCCAUCUGUUGCCUAGAGCUACAGUACAUGUGUGUUAUGAAUGAAAUAUGACAGCAUGUUCCAUACCCCUGCUUUAGCCAUCUGUAGGAAAGCAGCAAGCUGAGAAAGAGAUACCUCUGCAAAAUGUGCCUCAAGUCCAUUUCCUGAAACCAAUCUGUGGUGUACUUUCAGAAGACACAAUCAGAGAGCAACACUUAUUUGUGCCUUAUUUUUUAAAAAUUUACUCACUCUACUAUAAAUACAUCACUGAAGAGUUAAAUAGUGUAAAUAAUCCAGAUUAAAAAAAGUCCAAAAAAAGUCAAAAUCCAAAGAAGUUUGAAAUUAUCAUGUUAAUAUGUUCUAAUAGUACUCCACUCCAUUUUCCUUUCCUCCAUCCUACUCCUUCACCUUCUCUCCCUUGCUGCCUUUAUUCCUUCUUGUCAUCCUGCCUACUUAUGUUGCGAUCCUUGGACUUUUCAUGAAUUAAAGCAAUGCAUUAUCAUCCUUCUGGAAUUAUGACCAUUUUAACGGGAAUUAGUUGUGAUGAUGAGAAAAAAUAUAUCACAUCCAUAAAAAUCUUCCAUUAAAAUGGCCUAUUUUCAAGUUGUAGUUCUUCAUAAAGUAAGAUAUAAGAUAAUACAGUAUUUCAUUUUGUUUUUAAUGAAUUUUCAUCAGGGACCCAGGUCAUGCAUUCCUGGAAAAUCCAUUUAUGACUGAUGUCAUUUCCUCUGCUAUAUGGGCAAAGCGAUUUAAGACUAGGUUAUUGUUUUUUUUUUUUAAUCCAAGGCAUUUUGACCACAGGAUUUUGUUUUGUUUGGUGAUAGUUUAUUGUUUUAUUUGUUUGAAAUUUCAUGAUUUUCCUUAUGGCAAUGAAAAACAGUUUUAUCAAAGAAAAAUAUCUUUACAGAAAUUUAAUGUAUCUUUGUACAUGGUCCUGAUUAUACCAGCAAAUGCUAAGUAGUCAAACCUGAGCAUUUUUCAGGAGAUGGAUCAGUAAUAGUUUCCUGUUUUUAGUUUUUGGUAUGCAAAUUAUGUGUACAUUUCCCUUCAAUGAAGAAAGGAAUGACACUAAUUCUUUUCUCUAUUUUACUAUCCUGGCCUUUGUGCAAUAAGCUGUAGUCUCCAUUUCAUAGGCAACAUGCAUAUGAUUCUGUGAAUAGCUUUGUGAGAGAUGCAUUUUUAGUCAACUGAUUGAAGCUACCCAAAAAAUGCUGAAAACUUUGUUCUUCAUUUCUGAUUAAUUUAUAGCAGUCUCUAACCACACAAAUAGAUACCUCUACAACUAGUUUUUGUGUUAAACAAAAUUUAAUCUUGUGCAAACAUAUAUGAACUGAAGAGUAGGUAAAGCCUGCAGCUAAUUCCUUAUGUAAAACUGUAAGAUUCUUGGCAUUGACUUGGACCUUGGCACAACGAGAUGUCUCUUGGGAUGCCUCCAUCCUAUAUGGGAGUGCCUGAAUUUGAGUUCCAGCUCCACUUGUGAUUGCAGGAAAUGGUUCAAGUACCUGGGUCCCUACUUACCCGUAGGAGACAUUCAGAUUCUGUUUGAAGCUCUUGGCUUUGACAUGACGUUGCAGGCUAUUGGGGAGUGAACCAGCAGAUGGAAAAUACCUCUCUCCCUCUCUUUUCCACUCCUAAGUAAAAUAAAUAGCUGAAUAAAUAAUUUUUUAAAUAUACUUGCUCUAAGCCUUUCCUGCUACAUGCAUUGCUAUUUUUUCCAAGAUACCUAAUUCACAUCGGGAUGAGGGAAAACCUUACUCUUACAACUCUGAUGGACAUUUAGUUAAUAUAUCCACAAUGAAGCUUUUUUCCUUAACCACACAUGCAGUUAGUCAACUCAGAAUGUCAUUUCUAACUUUUGUGCUAAACCCUAGGUUUUGAAUAAUGUGCCAGAAAUGAGAAGUGUCACUGUGUCACCUUGUUUUGUUACUAAUGUAGAGUUAUGAUUGAUCCCCAACACUAAAUAUGUUUGUAGAUAAUAGAAUCAUGAACUUUUUAAAGCUCUGAUUCUCCUCUUCACUAAUUACCAUCCCCAGUAUUCUUAGUCAUGGCAGUCCACUGUAGCUCUUGAGCUACACAGAACACGGCAAAUGUCUAAACAUCUGCCACUUUAGAUCUCAUACACUAACUCUUCCAAACUUUCCCUAAUUAAAUAUUUUUUCCAUUGCUUCAGACAAUUCAGAAAAACUUAAAGGCAUCACUCUAGGUCAUGGUAGGCGCAAAUAUUUGUUGGGGAUUAGAAGGCAAUGAAAUUGGAGUUCCCUGAAGGGGAUCUCUCCCAAGCACUCAGACCCAGAGGAGUAAUAGCUAAUUGUAAACAGAUUCCACUACAUGUAGCACAGAGUCUUUAUGUUCUCUACUAUAUUUGGUGACAUCUAAAUCAAAGUAAUUCUGACAACAGGAAGCAUAGGUAAGCAUUUGACUUUAUGGAUUCCAACUUAUUUGUCAAUUCACGUGGUCUUUUCAGCCCUUUAUCCCCAUCUUCCCAAGAAUAAGGUAUGGAUCCAUGCUGAAUAUGAGAAAAGAGUACUAGACACUGUAAAAUUCUACAUAUAUAGCUACUGGUUAUUUGGUUUUAAGAGUCACUUGUGUUUAUUUUAUGCUCAUGUUUGUACCUAGCAAUGUUUGUGUUUAGCCCAAGUGAACAUCUUUCCUCCAUGGAUGAAUUGGAUGCUAUACUUAGAAGCCCAAGUUUUUUCUCUUUAGUUUUGUUAUCUUAUUAUUAUUCCUUCUGGAUCUCAUUGUAAUAAUUAUUAUUGAUGAUUAUGUAUUACUUAGUCGCUCUUGGAGGAUAAGCCUAGUAACUUCCAUUCAGGCCAACUGCCAUAUGAUCAAGCUGGUUAGAUAUGUACUUACUACACAGGAAGCAGUAUGGCAGGGUGAGGAAUUAUUAAGCUUUCAUGGAGGAUGUACAAUUCAGUAUUAAAUGUUGAAUGGAUUCAUUAACUUAAUUUUGGGAAACAAAGAGAAUAUUCUAAAUGCAACUUAAAGCAUAGGCUAUAUACAGAGAAGACACGUUGCCUUGGUCGAAAUGUCAGAUUCUGGAAUUUCCUCUUUACCAAGAGAAAAUUUCUAGAUAUUCAGGGUCAAAUCAAAGGAAAAGGCACAGAGAAAUGCUAACUAAAGUGUUUCUUCCUUCUAUCUGUCUUUAUAAUUGAAAGAAAUGAUGAGUUGCCAAAAUAAAACAGUGUGCAUCAUAUGAAGUAGCCCUCUAUGAACUUGACUAUAACAUUAAGAAUGUGUUUUCCUAUUGGUUUAUAACAACAUCUUCCCUUCUAAGGGAAAAUGUGGAUGCCCUGUGUUCUUUAAACUGUUCAAACAGAACGAGCAGAACACCUCUGAUAGCCUUAGUAUUUCUAGGUACAUGAUUAGGAAGACACUCUAGUCAGCUAUUCCACUGGUGCUAUAAUUCCCUUGAAGAUUCAUUACUCACAAAUACUCCACACACUAUUCACAUUUCACCUUUUUUAGGGAGCUCAUUUCCCUCAUUGCACUUUGUUCCAGACACCUUCUGAUACAAAAAAAAAAAAAAAGCAAAAAUCCUUUAGGCUUAUGUUCUCUUUGUUGCCCCAAACUAACCUGAAGCACAGAAUAAAAUGUUGCUUCCUCUCUCCAUUAUCCUUCAGUAUAUACUUUUUAUUUAGGAACAACAUUAUUACUUUUGAAUAGAAGAAAAAUAACCUUGAUCUUACCUGAAGACAUAAAAAUUUUUAGGAUGCUAAAGAUAGAUGGGAGUUUCACGAUUAGAGUUUGAGUUUUCUGUUGGUUGAUUUUUCUUUCUUAUAAGACACACUGUUUUGACAGUUGUUCUGUAGCUUCACACCUCCUCCAGUAACUAACCCCUGGACAAUACAUUCCUUUUAACUGACCUGCUGAUGACCUUAAAAAUAUUGGGAGAUGUCAGUGUGUAAGCUCUAGCUCUAAACAAGAAAAAAAAAAAAUGUCAAAGGCAAGAUACAAUGGCACUACAGAAAACUCUAUACUUCUGAUCAGUUCUGUGCAAAAGAAUAUUAUUCUUGAAGGAAAAGGGUUAUAUUGUGCUGUGCUUUUGUGUAGAGAUGAGUAAACUAUUUCUAUCAUAGGUUGCUAUUUGAGUUGUAUUCCACUGUCUUUGGGAAAGCAAGAAUUGUGGCUUCUUCUACCUCAGCUCUGAAUUAGACAGCCCUGUAGGCAAAGCUUGCCAUCAGUCUUCUGGGAAGAACCUGGGGGUAGCUUUCUGAGCUCUAAAAUAAUAAUUCCUAAGAGAGCUUACAAACUGCUUUCACACAUAAAACAGCCCUGGGAGGAAGGUUAUUAAUAGCCCUAUCCUAGAAGAGAAAGCUGAGGCUCAGCAUCGUUAAGUGACUUGCCAAAAGCAAUGCAGCUGGCAAGUGGCAGAUUUGGAGAUGUACUUAGAUCUUGCAAGUCCAGUGCUGUCUGCAAGCAGGCACUCUUGGGGCUGCAUAAACCUUAGAGGACAUUGCAUCCUUCUCAGACCUCCAGCCCCCCCAUUACAAGUCAUCUAAAAUUUUUUGCAUAGACGAUGUGGCUGUUAAUGGCAAAUCCACAUGUGUACUGUGCCAUUUGGGGUCGUUUGGGACCUGCACACCUCUUCUGUGUUCUCUGGUGGUGAGAAACCACAGAGUAUUCUCAUCAACACUUUGAUGAAGUUGGUGAGGAAAAGCCACCGAUGAAAAUAACUGCCACCGAGGCAUGUUGCAGCAAAUCUCCCCAGAUAAAUGUGGUUUAUGUUUCCUUAACCAAAUGCCUCCCUGACACUGUCAGGUUCACAAUAUUAACUCAGACAAGAUCACUUAGAAUUCACGGUUACACAGGGAUGACGUGAUCCUGAAGACAAGCUUCUCUCCCAAAGGUCAACAAUACAUAUUAGUCUGUCUCUGUCUCUGUCUCUCCCUCUCCCUCUUUCUAAAGAAGUGCUUGAGGACUGAAGGCAUUUCUGACAUUUGUCACUGGGCUUCCUAGACUGUUGUAGUUUUGUGAUCUGUAAAUCCUCAUCACAGGGAGUCUGGCACACUCUUGUUGCAUCCAGAAAAUCUACCCGGAGACCUUGACCAUCCAGAAAUUCUCUACCCUGGAGCUCAGUACUAGGGUUGCGUCCCCCAGGAAGCUGGACCCUCUAAAUUGUGCUCUGGCCUUUUUACUCCCUCCCAUUCCUUCCUCCUGGUUGGGUGGUUGAAUCUGUGAACUAAUUGGAAACAAACCAAAAGAUAUUUUGUCUGCAUUAAAUCCUCUGCAUUCAUUGUAGGAAAUCUUUAAGAAUGAGAUGACCCACUAAGUUUUCUAGGCAUUUUUUCCUCUUUAGUUUGCACCUCCUAAUAAGCCAAUGUCUGUCAUUUGCUUAUUUACAAGGAUUAAUGAGAACCAAGUUAAAUAAUAAUCAGAGUCUUUCUGCCAACCCCAUCUUCCCACAUGAAGAUGACAGGAGACACAAACAAGACUUAUAAAGUGGUGGCCUUGGUCACUGCCACAUAUUCAGAACGUUGUCUUUCUGUAAGGCCCCAUACAUGUGAUGGUCAGUGCAGUAGGACUCAGAUCUCAUGGGUUAGAACUGAGUGCUCUUGGCCUCCCCAUUCCAAGAAUGGAUGAGUGCAAGCAGCAUUUUGAGUACUUCUAAGAGUGUUCUGCAAAGUGCACCUCAACAGAGAUUCACAUUGUGGUGUCUUCAUGGAGGAAAUAAAAAGAAUGAAACAAUGGUCAUGAAAAACAGCCCUUGGAAGAGAUGAGAGGGACGCUAUUUUCAAAUACCUUUAAAAAUCAGGCACAUGAUCUGAUUUCUCUCUACAUAACAGCCAAAACGAAGACAAAAUGUUUUCCUUCUACUCUAUAUUAUACAAUUCUCCAGACUUAGAAAAAAUACAAUUAUGUUUUGUUUAGCAUACACACACACACACACACACACACACAGCACACUUCCAAAAAAGCUGAUCCUCCAAAAAAGAAAUCUUAUUUUAAAACACUUGGGUUUUCAGGCCAAGAAAUUAAUAAUUCCUAGACCUGACCCACUUUUGAAGCUGCCAAAAAAGAAAGGAAAAAGCUAUUUAAAUUUUGUAUGGAUCCAUUUAUCUCUUAAAAUAUGCCAAAGCAAUUUGUGGUGGGGGUGGAAACAAAGGUAUUUAUCUCUCUUGCUUGAUUCCCUCUUAUAUUUUUACCUGUUAAGAAAAGCAUACAAAGCUUUUCUUGUUAAUGAGGCACUGUGUUGCCAUUCCGUGUGGGACCUGCUUUGCUUCAUAGGUGGGACACAGGAAUAAUAGUUGGUCUCAUGACUCUGUCAUUUCUGUGUGAGGAACUAUUAAGUCUAAAUGCCUUUCAUCAGAUUUAUUUGUAUGUCUGAACUAGUUUAGAAAAUGCAAAAUUUGGGGGAGGAGCUAGCUUUUCUUAGAUACUCCUUUUACUCUUUCUUUCCUUGGACACUUACACCUUAAAAUAAUAGUAGCAUUUUUUCAUCCAUCUUUUUGGGCAACAUUCUCACUCACUCUUUAAUUACCAACGAGAGAGACUAGCCUAACCAGGUAAUGAUGUAUUUGCCUCAGGUGUCUGUUGCCUCAUCCACACAAAGAGAGUAAGACUUUAAUAACUUAAAUUCUAGUGAUAGAAAUACCCUCAUAUUUUAUCAAAUAGUGAAAGAGGAGUUGAUAUUUAGGAAAUUGUUGCAUUUAUUAAUUAUUUAUAAUUUCUGCCUACUUUCUAGAAGAAUGUCAAGUACAUCACCAUUUCAUGUUACGUUACAAAAAAAAAGAAAAAGUAAAUCCCACACUAGGGAACAUUGGAACUAGCAUGGGCCAUGCCAGCAUGUCAGCCCAGUCAUCAAGUCCGAGCCUCAGGGGAAGAGAUGCAGCACCCUACAAACUAAAUCUUACCAUCAGCAGUCUAUAGUGAAGUAGUAACAAAGUCGCUUAUAAAAGAUUAUCUUCUUAUGCCACCCAUUUUUUUUCUCUUGGGAAAGAUGAAGAGCAUUCUUAUCCAACAAGCUAAGAAACCUCCCCCUCUAAACAUCAGAAUUGUAUCCCCAUUCUUUUUCAGAAACCGCCCAAGGAACAAAUAUACUUAGGUUUGCUUUUUCAGCAUGAAUGAAAUUCAUCAAGUAGUUUAAUGUUCCUUAAGCAACAACUUAGAUACAAAAUUCUCACAUCUAGAUGCCAGAUUGAAAUUUUUACAUGUUCCCUAUGCAAUGAAUUUUUAGUUUUUAACAUAUAAAUUUAUCACUACUCUAACAGGUUUGGGGCUUCUCUUUCUGUACUGCUAAGAACGGGAAUCUGUGCAAUUAUGAGAGGUACAAAAGAGAACUUUCUAAGUAGCACAUCUGUGAAAUGAAGUAGCUGUGACACAGAGCCUGAGCAUAGUAAUUGUCCCUGAGCCGCACACACAAGCUUUUCUUUGACAGCUUUGUCACAGGCUUUUCUCCUUCUGUAUCAUCACCUUUGAGAGAAAUGCACCUCCCAGUCUGCCUUUUCAACAGAUACAGUCGAGUUGGCAAGACUUUCCUGGCUCUGAAUACACUCAUUUGCCGAUUUCGGCCUCUUUGCGAGACUGACUCAAAUCUGUGAUCUUCUGUUCAGCAUACACAUCAGCAAAGUGAGAAGAUGAACACUAAAUAUAGGCUAUAUUAACUUUACUUUUAGAUUUACUGCCUUCAAAAAGUGCCUAUUCUGAGAAACAUAAACGUUAUUCCUACAUAUGUAUGUACACACGGUACCCAGAGUCAUACUGUUAAGACUCCAAAAACAUACCAUAGGAAAGAGAACGUGCUGAAAGAAGGAAACCUUGCCAAGGAAAAGAAAAUCACUCAUUUCCAGCAUCCCUUUCGCAAAUGGCUACCAUGAAAUGGGAUGCAAUAACACCUCCCUUCUGCAUUCCUUGCUAGUCCAGCCAAUUUCACAUUUCUCUCCUACCAGAGGAUUGGCAUAUUGCUGAGGUUUUCUGUACUCUGCUUCAAGGCAAUAUAUUACUUUAUGGACUUGGAACAUUGGUCUAGGAAGAAAAAGUGCUUAAGAGAAGUAACAGAGCCAGGACCUGUAUUACAGUAUGUGUCAUAUCGUAUGUUUUACAAACUAAGCAUCAGUAGGUUUAGAGUGUCAGCACAUUUCCUUUCCUUUUAUCUCCCAGACAAACAUCAGAGAAAACUAAAGUAGUGUCCUGGCUGUGAGAAUUGGAGGCUUAGGAGGCCAAAUGUUCCUGCCAGAUCCUUGGAGCAUUUUUACUUUGACUCCUAAAAAUAGUAGUCCAUGCUGUCUAACGGCUUCUGUUUCUAUAGUUCUGUCCCUGACUGCAGAGAUACAGAUAUUGCUGAUAGAGCAGCAGCUUAGCCUUGAAUGGUGGAUUCUUACCCAGUGGUACUACAGGCAGAGAAACCAGGUAAAUAGGAUGAGGUAGACAGUACAUGACUGUAGAAGAGUUGAAGGGAGGACAUGAUUCCAAAAAAGAUCCUUCUCAAUGUGUCGUCUGAUUCAACCAGCUGGCAGAGUACACUUGCCAAGUCGUUCCCUUUCCUUUUGGGUCAGCUGACUCCAUAUUCACUUGAAUAUCCCUCUGAGAAAGUGAGAAGCCUCCACUUAGCCUUUCUCCAAAGGAAGCCGUUGAUGUCCUCCUAAUCAUAAAGUUGUCUCCUAUCCCACCCACUUUCACCAAAUGGAAGCAAAAGAGGAGCUACUGAAUAUGGCAUUGAUGCUUUCUCUAUAAAAGGCAUCAUUACCUAAACCAGAUGUGAAGGUAGCAGAGUUCACUUCUCCAUACUUCACGGGACUAUUGAUGCCACUUUAGUCAUCAUCAUGGUGACCAACCAGCUGAUCAUUUUAAAGUGUUAUUCUUCACCAAAAAUGCACAUUUUGGAUGUUCCUCUUUUGUUUAUUUUGCAAUGUAAGCACUAGUCAUUUCCCAUUUUGUUUUUUUUGUUUUGUUUUGUUUUCAGAUUUGCUUACCAGUGAUGAGUUAAAUCCCUGUGAUGUCAUAAGACACUGCCAUAUAUUUUUCUCCUUGGACUCAAAUUAAUGAACUGGGAGAUCCUCAAGGUAGCUUUUCUCAAGGUUUCAGUUUGAUGACUGUGACCGUGAAAGACAGUUUAAUGUAAAGGCUAACUAGUGUUUGUAGUGGAUAGAUCAGGGAGAAGGGAGAGAGCGGGAUAAGCCAGGUCACCUCUAUUCUGGAUGCAUGUCCUAGUAGCUGAGCACAGUCAUAACCCAACAUGAUCAGCUGCUAGUCUCUAUACCCUUCCCUAGCUCAGGGAAAACCACACGAAAACAUAUGGGGAGAUGUCUUUAUUCACAUGUGUGGUACUGACAGAGCCAUGCUAUUCCUAAAACAUAGGUUUCAUUGUUCCUUUAUACUCAGCAAAUUACAUGUAUUCACUACAUCAUGAACCAACACUGACAUACUCAAAAGAACACACAUGGUUUCUUAUGAAAAUAAAAGAAUAAAACCUGUUAUAAGCAAGUGAUUUGUGUAUUUUCUUUUGUAUUUAUGUAUUAUUCAACUAUAUUAAAACAUGUUUCUAUUUAGCUUAUCAAUUUUCUCUGUCAAUUAUGUUUUUCAAAAGCUCUACAAAAAUAGAUAUGAAAAUCAUUUCUUUUUCUGUAAGAGAACUGCAACUACUUUAUUAUAUUUAGAAAUCCAAUAAACUUCUUAUUACACUUA
This is a messenger RNA of Ochotona curzoniae (black-lipped pika), 15818 nucleotides long. RefSeq names its product LIM domain containing preferred translocation partner in lipoma (gene LPP). Gene Ontology annotation, biological process: cell-cell adhesion. The coding region runs from base 1177 to 2520 and encodes 447 amino acids. Gene Ontology annotation, cellular component: stress fiber; focal adhesion. The record is from RefSeq and is a predicted model, not a curated record. NCBI's taxonomy places the organism in Eukaryota, Metazoa, Chordata, Mammalia, Lagomorpha, Ochotonidae. The transcript has 8 exons.